UAAUCAGGGAGCAAAGAAACUCAAACCAGAAAGCGGAAACAUACAUCGAUUCUGAAAAGUAGCCAUGCCGAGUCCGAUCUCAGCGACAAUCUCCUUCAAGCCCACGACUGCCGGAAAUUUAAUCCUGUUCGUAGCUAUGCUGAUGAUGUUCUCUACUUCCCUCGCCGGCAUAUCUGGCAAUUAUGGACAAGCUCCGGAAACAUCAGCGCCACUGCCGACAACAGUAUACACAAACAAAAAUAAAAACUCUAUCACCGGAAAGCGAAAAGCCGGACCGGAGCAACAAACAAAUGAAGCCGAUAAAAGGCCAAAACUGGAGCCGCAACCCCAAGACAUUAGUCCUGCAGCUUCUCACCAUCAUGAAGCCGAAUCGAUUUGCAUCAACUCCGACAUAAGCCAGGAAGAUCAUUACAGGCCACCCGCUGCAGCUGCUAUAUCUUUUGCUUCAAGUGAAGCAUUUGUGUCUCCGCUAGAAAAAUGCUUUCAUGCAGACUUCUCUAUCUCACCACCAAUUUUAUCGCCUGCAAUUGUUAGAUUCCCAUUCGAUGAUGAAGGGAAGCUGGUGGAGGUUCUUGACUACAAAAAUCAUCACGAAUUAAAGCUGAUAAGAUACAAGGAUAUUGUCCUUGGCAGAGGCCAGCCUGUAAUCGCUAAUAAACUCAAGGUGACUUUCCACUAUGAUCUGUAUGAUGAACAUAAUAAGCGAGUUCAAACCAAUGCGUUAGACAGAUCUCCCGAAGAAGUUCACCUGUGCUGGCAUCGAUUUGGUCGAGGAUUUGAGGAAGGCAUUCGAGGCAUGCGACCAGGUGGGAUAAGAAGAGUUAUUGUUCCUCGUGAAGAAGAACCACCUAUGGUUGAAGGAUAUGGAGUAUUGGAUGUGGCCUUGCUUAAAGUUGAGAUAUCAUGCAGCUGCCGACAGCCACAUGCAGAAAUCUUCAAUCUUUAGUUGCAUAUAUUGCUGUUAGGGUUUUAACUGUUUUAGCAGUUGAUAACUGUAAUCAAGUAAUGGUUCAUAAGAACAGAAUUUUACUAUAAUAAGAAGUAACCAUUUCAACUCCUUACUAAA
Molecule: messenger RNA, 1066 nt
Organism: Manihot esculenta (cassava)
Lineage: Eukaryota; Viridiplantae; Streptophyta; Magnoliopsida; Malpighiales; Euphorbiaceae
Exons: 11
Coding region: 65-946 (293 amino acids)
Molecular function (GO): peptidyl-prolyl cis-trans isomerase activity
Source: RefSeq, a predicted model, not a curated record